GCGGCCCACGCGCUCGGGAGUCCCGGCUGCAGCUGCGGGGCGCGCGCGGGCUUCUGCGGCUGGAGCCUGGGGUGCUGGGGGCCGCGGUCUCCGCGAACUCGGGGCCAGCCCAUCCUGGAGGCGGCGGAGCCGCGGGGACUCGGGACGGAGGCUGCCGGCGCUGGGUGACCCCGGCAAGCUGAGCUCGGGAUGCGGGCGCUGCUGCCGCCCGCGCUGCUGACCUGCUGGCUGCUCGCCCCCGUCAACAGCAUUCACCCAGAAUGCCGAUUUCAUCUGGAAAUACAGGAGGAAGAAACAAAAUGUGCAGAGCUUCUGAGGUCUCAAACAGAAAAAUCCAAAGCCUGCAGUGGCGUCUGGGACAACAUCACGUGCUGGCGGCCUGCCAAUGUGGGAGAGACAGUUACGGUGCCCUGCCCAAAAGUCUUCAGCAAUUUUUACAGCAAAGCAGGAAACAUAAGCAAAAACUGUACGAGUGAUGGGUGGUCGGAGACUUUCCCGGAUUUCAUAGAUGCCUGUGGCUACAGCGACCCGGAGGAUGAGGGCAAGAUCAUGUUUUAUAUUCUGGUGAAGGCCAUUUACACCCUGGGCUACAGUGUCUCUCUGAUGUCCCUUGCAACAGGAAGCAUAAUUCUGUGCCUCUUCAGGAAGCUGCACUGCACCAGGAACUACAUCCACCUGAACCUGUUCCUGUCCUUCAUCCUGAGAGCCAUCUCAGUGCUGGUCAAGGACGACGUUCUCUACUCCAGCUCGGGCACAUUGCACUGCCCCGACCAGCCAUCCUCCUGGGUGGGCUGCAAGCUGAGCCUGGUCUUCCUGCAGUACUGCAUCAUGGCCAACUUCUUCUGGCUGCUGGUGGAGGGGCUCUACCUCCACACCCUCCUGGUGGCCAUGCUCCCCCCAGGAAGGUGCUUCCUGGCCUACCUCCUGAUUGGAUGGGGCCUCCCCACCGUCUGCAUCGGGGCGUGGACUGUGGCCAGGCUCUACUUAGAAGACACUGGUUGCUGGGAUACAAACGACCACAGUGUGCCCUGGUGGGUCAUACGAAUACCGAUUUUAACCUCCAUCAUUGUCAAUUUUGUCCUUUUCAUCAGUAUCAUAAGAAUUUUGCUGCAGAAGUUAAAGUCACCAGAUGUCAGCGGCAAUGACCAGUCACAGUACAAGAGGCUGGCCAAGUCCACACUCCUGCUCAUCCCGCUGUUUGGCGUCCACUACAUGGUGUUUGCCGUGUUUCCCAUCAGCAUCUCCUCCAAAUACCAGAUUCUGUUUGAACUGUGCCUUGGGUCAUUCCAGGGCCUGGUGGUGGCCGUCCUCUACUGUUUCCUGAACAGUGAGGUGCAGUGCGAGCUGAAGCGAAAAUGGCGAAGCCAGUGCCCGACCCCGUCCUCCAGCAGAGAUUACAGGGUCUGUGGCUCCUCCAUCUCCCGCAACGGCUCGGAGGGUGCCCUGCAGUUCUACCGCGGCUCCCGAACUCAGUCCUUCCUGCAGACGGAGACCUCUGUUAUCUAGCCCGACCCCCGCCUGUGGACGCAGCGGGAGCCCAUGGUCCUGGGGCUGACACAGACUGAUGGGGGCUGACACUGUCAGGCAGGUCAGCACGGUCCUCAUGCAGUCAAGCUGGUUGUCCACCAAACCCCACACGUGGAACUGGGGUCGUGUUGUCAUUGACUCGAUUUAAACUCCAGCAUUUAGAUAAUUUUGUUCAGCAUGUGUUUCAGCCCUAUAGUUGGAUCCAUUUUCGAAGAGAAUAGGGAAGCCAAGAAGGAAAUGUGGAAAUGCAGUUGCAUGACCCAGCAAGGGCCUGGGCGACCACAGGUGACGUCCAUGCCAUUUCAGGGCAGCCUCCCAGGUCCCACAGGGCAGCCCCCUCGUGUGCAGGACAGAGGGAAGCCGGUCAGGGCCCCCCUGACAUUAGGACCAGGAUAAAUCAAUGCAAGGGCAACCUGCCUUCCCUCCUGGGGUUCCCACCUGGCCUGCCAGAGCCCUUCCCCCCCAACUCUUCCCACAGGGCCCAGCAUAGCCGCCUCCACAGGGCUGUUCUGCCUCCCUAUGGAAAGCGGGCUGAGGAGACCACCAGAUCAAGAGAGCAGGUCAUGAAGGAGGGGGUGCCCUCCACGUAGGUGUUGGGAGGCCCCUCAGCAGCCAGGGCUCUGCCUUGGGAAGUCACCUGCCACCCUGUGGGGGCCAUGGAGCCCAACACUCAGCCUCAGGCCAGCCACAGCCAGGCCUGCAGCCCCUGGUGAUGGGGUCAGGUGGGCAUGAGAAAUAGCUGAAUGGUAACCGGAAACCUAUUAUCUUUUUAACAAAAAUCAUCUUAGAAUCAUUUCUGUCUAAAUGGAGAAUUAUUUUAACAACAUAUACAACUGUUUCAAGCCCUCCUCCCCAGAGCUGGUGCUAGGCAGCCCUAGCGGCUGUUCCGUGACCUGCAGACUUGGAGAGGGUGUCUGGGGACGUUGCUGAGCUGGCUGCAGAAGGGUAGGGACAUCUGAGUGCAGUCUCCAUGCCUGUGACAUGCCCUGGUCCCCGCAGCGCCUGGCAGACCUCAGCAGGCCACCCUUUCCUAGCCCAGGUGCCUCAACGGCGGGGCUGGGUUAUUCUGAGUACAUCUGACUCUGCUUUUCCCCUUAAAAAUGAACAUCUUUUUCCCAUGCCUUGGUGCCAUCACAGACCCCAGCUGGAGCGAGGUGCCAAAGGUCAGGACAGCUGUGCUGGGAGGCGGCCACAGGGAAGCUCACAAAUCCUGACAGCAUCACCUUGGUUUGGAAAACCCACGUCCCCAGUAAAAUGAGGCCAGACAGAGGGGCUGAUAGGAUGGCAAACCAGCAGUGUCCAGAGACCCCUCAAUCCCCUACGCUCAGCGCUCCAUACUGCAUGCCCUGGGCCUCACCAACCACGCCCCAUCCUAUAUGCCCUGGGCCACACCAGCCACGCCCCAUCCUGCACGCCCCGGGCCACGCUGGUCAUACCACUGUAUUGCAAUGGACUCAUCUCUGGACUUCUGGGGAGAAUGAGCCCAAGGUUAGUUUGGAGAUGCAGGUGAGGCUGUCACAAGAUCUAGAGAACAACUAACCCACCAAUUCUGGGGGCUGCAGAGGCUCCAUCAGGGACUGGUGGGGAGCAAAUGACCCAGGGCAGGUGGCCAGGAAAGGAUGGUGGAGUGUGUGGAGUGCAGUGAGAGAGAAGCAGGUGGAUGCUGCAGACUCCAAGUUCAGUCCCGCCCAUUGGCUACACCCUGCCCCUCUGCUGCUCCUCCCUGUAGGGUUUGGGAGACCCACCCCCAGCCUUGCCUGGCUUUAAAAGGACAAAGAGGGCAUCCCCCACCCACUCAGGGUUUUGAGGAAACAGAUUUGUGGUAACUGAAGGUGUUGGGUCAGUGACCAGGUGUGGACACUGAGCUGUGACACAGAGGGGAUGCAGAGGAAGUGGGCGUGGCCAUCAUGGUCAGGCGGUCACCGGGCACUGGUUGUGUGGCUAUCAGAUGGUUGGGUGUGGGUGGUCAUCAAUCUUCAGGUAGGUGCAGGGGACAGUGUUCAGCAGAGCUGAGGACCGGUUCCUCCUGCCUGGUAGAGGGGCAGGCUGCCCACUGUUCCUGGCAGAUACCUGGUGAGCAGAGGAUGCAGGCCCUAGCAGUCAGCAGGUGUCUUUAACUGUAAUCUUCUGUAGAAUGUCUCAAACUCCUCCACGUGGCAGGAAUGAGCUGUGUAAAUACUUCAAUAAAAUCUGUCCUCACAUCUGCA
Cebus imitator (Panamanian white-faced capuchin) is the source of this 3734-nucleotide messenger RNA. It is a transcript of the gene VIPR2, whose product is annotated as vasoactive intestinal peptide receptor 2. Gene Ontology annotation, cellular component: plasma membrane. Gene Ontology annotation, biological process: cell surface receptor signaling pathway; adenylate cyclase-modulating G protein-coupled receptor signaling pathway. The coding region runs from base 190 to 1506 and encodes 438 amino acids. The transcript has 13 exons. The record is from RefSeq and is a predicted model, not a curated record. Gene Ontology annotation, molecular function: peptide hormone binding; vasoactive intestinal polypeptide receptor activity; G protein-coupled peptide receptor activity. NCBI's taxonomy places the organism in Eukaryota, Metazoa, Chordata, Mammalia, Primates, Cebidae.